This is a messenger RNA of Ostrinia furnacalis (Asian corn borer), 1865 nucleotides long. RefSeq lists its product as uncharacterized. Lineage: Eukaryota; Metazoa; Arthropoda; Insecta; Lepidoptera; Crambidae. The transcript has 10 exons. The record is from RefSeq and is a predicted model, not a curated record. The coding region runs from base 34 to 1269 and encodes 411 amino acids.
CUCGUCGGCGCAGACGCACAAAUAAUACACAAGAUGGAGCUAAAUCUGCUGGGCAGAAUAUUUGUGCUGUUCGCGGCGGCGCAUUACGGGGGCGCCACCGACCUGCACAGAAGUAUCAGACAAGCACCAGGCAGCAUAUUCACCGUGGGCAACGGGGAGCCGUGCCUGGGGUCUGAUAGGACCACGGGGGGCGUCUGUCUGUCAAGGAACCAGUGUAACACUCAGGGAGGGAAGGCGGUCGGCUUCUGUGGGGUCUUCGCUACGUGUUGUUCUUUAAACGCCUGUGACGUCAGAACCAACACGAAGGUGGCCGUAUUCAUAAACCCACCCCUGACCCGAGAGUCCUCAGGCUUAGAAUGCUCUUACAAUGUAGAAAUCAACAACAACAACGUUUGCCAGAUGAGGAUUGACUUCGAAACCUUCAAUUUGGCGCCUCCAUCUACUGUAGAACCAGUAGAGAAUGUAACCCAGCGCCCUGGCUUCACUUGCCGCAAUGACAUCUUCCAAAUCACCAACUUGCAAGCCAACUCCGACGUCUUGCCGUCCCUUUGCGGUGACAACAAUGGACAGCACUUAUACGUCCGCGUGAACGCGUCCACCAACAGCCGUUCCAUCCGCAUCAACUUCAAGAUCGCAGACCGCAGCACGCAGCCCAACCUGCCUCAAGCCACGUGGAAGAUCAAGGUGACCCAGCUGGAGUGCUUCAACACUCUUGGAAAAUACCGCGACGGCAUCUUCGAGGCGAUCACCUCCUCUCUGCCCUCCACGCCCCUCACCUCAUCCGCUGACAGAGACGAGUACCUCAUUGCUCCCCCCGGCUGCCUGCAGUUCUACCCAGACCGUGCGGGCACAUUCGAAUCGUUCAACUACAACCGAGGUUCGGGCCCUUACAUCGCCAACCUGGCUUACGCCUCGUGCUUCAAGCGAACACCCGACGUUUGUGGUAUCAAGCUAACAUCAGCGAGCUUCGAGAUGGCCUACCGUCAGGAAGAGAACCUGUACCUCGACACGGACUGUCAGAUCAACCCGGUGACCCAGGGCGCCACGCAGUCUGAAGACUACCUGUUCAUACCGGAGGCCGAGACCACAGACGGCCUGAGAGGCUCCAAGUUCUGCGGGACCAGCGCUUCUAACCAGAUUAUUGCUUCAACACCACCAGGCCCGCUCUACGUACACUUCCACAGCGACAAUCUGGUGACCGACGACAUCGCAGAAUCCGGAUACAGGUUCAACUACAACGUACUCAACAACUGCUACCUCAAGAAGUAGUUAAACUGUGUACCUGAGACAGCUGUCAAAAACGUCAAACUUUCGUCUUUUCUGGUGCUUUUCAGCAAUUUUCAAGACUCGACGAUAAAUUUUUGGUAUUUUCUGAAAUUUUUCAGUUGUUUUCAUGAAUAAAUCGAAAGUUUUUUUGAGACCCUUUGCUACUUGUGGCACUACAAGAUAUUUUAAUUUAUUUAAAUGUGUAAAAAUUAGAAAUUUGACACCCAUUCUUACAAUUUACACCUAUUUUUUAUACUUUGACACCUACAUUGUAUAAAAACUGAUGCAUGUAUUAUUUUUCAUUAAAAUUUAUACUUCGAUGUAGAAAAAUAUUAAUGAAAUUAUUAGUAUAACUGGUAUAACGCCUUGGCCACGUAUAAUAUAACUCUUUGACAGGAAAAAGGAGAGUUUUUAGUUGUCAAAUUAACUUUUACUUAGUGCAUUUACUCGUAUUAGUAUUACUUUUUGAUGGGGCAGGUUUGUUAAAGAAUUCCUAUAAGACUGAGUAUUACUUUUGUGGUCUAAGGGUUUUUCUAUAAUAAAUAAGAAAUAUAUUGAAUUGAUAACUAUUUUGUUUUAUAUGUGGCUAAUGAUUUUAU